Aspergillus welwitschiae is the source of this 296-nucleotide messenger RNA. RefSeq lists its product as uncharacterized. The coding region runs from base 67 to 267 and encodes 66 amino acids. Lineage: Eukaryota; Fungi; Ascomycota; Eurotiomycetes; Eurotiales; Aspergillaceae. The record is from RefSeq and is a predicted model, not a curated record. The transcript has a single exon.
CUCCCUUUCCCCUUAUACUAGUUUAUAAUGCCGUGCAACUUCAGGAUACGUAUCCGUUGAACAAGCAUGCCUUCAGAUAUAACCUUUUCUCCCACCAUUUUAUCCUUGGUAUAUGCACUUAUCGCGACUCAUACAUCUAUAGUACCUUCCAACUUGCUGUUAAUAGUAAAGCUCCUAGCCUACUAUUCUAUCCCACGAGCAGAUCAACAACCCCCAAUCUCAUCCUCUCUGUACCUGAAAGGCUUUAUCCUUGUCUGCCUCUACUAAUCCUGUAACAAGAUAAUGAUGCUGGUAAU